This is a messenger RNA of Betta splendens (Siamese fighting fish), 3492 nucleotides long. RefSeq names its product zinc finger protein. The transcript has 7 exons. Lineage: Eukaryota; Metazoa; Chordata; Actinopteri; Anabantiformes; Osphronemidae. The record is from RefSeq and is a predicted model, not a curated record. The coding region runs from base 556 to 1314 and encodes 252 amino acids. Gene Ontology annotation, molecular function: zinc ion binding; nucleic acid binding.
ACUCACUGUGCAAAUCCAGCCUUCAGUGCGCAAUACCGCACGCACGCGCACGCACACACUCACUGUACCAGCCGAGAGCGCUCUCUGUCAGCGGUUCAUUCAUCCCGGUGAAGGCUGUUCACACUUUACUCUUCUUCCUCCCUCCCUCCCUCCCUCCCACGCGCCGGGACAGCUGACUUUGUUUGUGUUCACCCCUCCGCGGCGCCUUUCGUUCGGACCAGUUGUGGAGGAUUCGAGCGGAUCUCCGCGUUCGCUCGGCUCUCACCUCCGCGCUACCACGGAGCGGAGCGGAGCCGCUGGAGGACACGCUCAUCACGACGGAGCGCGGCGCGGGCUGGUUGCGUUCACGGCGCUCGGUUGCUGCUGGAGGGGGUCAGCGCGCACCGGCGGACGGCGCGGCGAGACGCGAACGCACGGCGGCGUCCGCCACCGGCGAGGCUCGCGCUAAGUUUGGGCGGAUUUUUACGCGCACAGGUGUGGAGGGAUUGAAGCCCGCGGUCGGCGGAUGGUUGUCGGGUUCGCGGAGAGGAGCCGCUGCCUCUGCGCAAGUCCCAGAUGAAGAUGAAGUCUGCGGGCGUCGUGGACGGAGGCUUGUUCACAGAGAGCUACUGUAACAUCUGCAACGCCCAGCUCAUCUCCGAGUCACAGCGCACCGCUCACUACGAGAGUAAAAAACAUGCCAACAAGGUACGUCUGUUCUACAUGCUUCACCCUGAGGACGGAGGACCGCCUUCCAAGAGGCUGAGGCCAGAUAAUCCAGACUGUGCAGAGACCGAGGUGGACAGGAACAAGUGCUGUACUUUGUGUAACAUGUUCUUCACCUCUGCUAUUGUGGCCCAGUCCCACUACCAGGGCAAGACGCACGCCAAGAGGGUGCGCCUGGUGCUCGGGGAGCCUCCGAAGCUGCCCACGGCCACAACCAGCCCCACCAACACAGAUUCCUCUCCUUCCACCCCACUGCCCAAAGACCCCACUGCAUGUCCCCCCCCUCCCCCCGACCUGCCCUGGCCCAUGGCGGUGGUCGGUGGAAACGGCGGAAGAGAAGCCGGCAAGUACUGCUGCCUGUGCGGAGCCUGGUUCAACAACCCGCUGAUGGCCCAGCAGCACUACGAGGGCAAGAAACACCGCAGGAACGCAGCCAGGGCGCGACUCCUGGAGCAGCUAGCGGGGAGUCUGGAUGCCACCGAGAGCACAGGGCUGCGCAGUAGCUACUCGUGCAGUGUCUGCAGUGUGGUCCUUAAUUCCAUCGAGCAGUACCACGCACACGUCCAGGGCUCCAAGCACCAGAACAACCUGAAGCAACACCAGCAGUAAGUCACAGAGACAGGCUGCCGUGGAGAGAAGCUGGGCCGAAGACAGAGAUUACUGGAAUAAACAACUGCAUAAAAGAGGACUUGCACCAGAAAAAGAAGAAUAUGAUAAAGUAGUGCAGAGCAAUUUCACAGUAUGUGUCUGUUUGCGUGUGCAGUAUGUAUGUGUGGGUCACUGUGAGUGUGUUUAUUUCUAUCUUUGAUCUAAAAAUAUAUCUCAGACUUAUUCAGCACCUAAGUGUUUGAUAUGAGUUCUCAACACAAGAACUAAGGCUGCAUUUUGCCAUAUAAGUCCUGUGUGAACCACAAUCCGAAAAUUGAAUUGAUGUCAGUGCUAUGCCUAGAGUGCUAAUAACCAUUACAAUGAUCGUCAUUGAGCAGCAGUAAUAAUAAUUCUAUAAAAAGCUGCCGCCCAAGUGCUCUGUCAGUGAUCCAAGUGUGAACACAGGCUUUUGUUUAUACAUGUCUCUGGUACACGAUGCUAACGGUGGCACAUGCGUGGCUCACUCUCAGACCACUUGAGACCAACUCAGGCCCAGACUAUCCAACCCAAGGACAAGGAAACCCCCAAUGACCUCAGCCACCACAGAAGAAUAUCCAACACUUUCAUUUUUACUCAUUUCUUGUUGUCCUGUGGAUUUGUGUUACUUUAUUUCAAAUGCUGGAAGUGUCAUCAUUUCAUAUAUUCAGAAGUGUGGAGACGCGGCACAGACGUCAGUGGAGAAUAGCAGAAUGUGCACUGCAAACUCCUGUUAGACACAUCCAGGGGUGAAAACGAUGUCUCCUACCUGUUGCAAUGGGUGACAUGUAGAUAGAUUUUUAUUUUUCUGUUGCUGUGGCCAGAAAAGAAAACCUUCCAACCCAUGUAGCAGCCAGUGUAGAACACUACAGGGAUGUAACUCAAUGCAUGCAAGAUGUAACACAUUGCAUUCACUUGCCUUUUUGAAGCCUAUUGCUCGCACAUUUUAGCAAUAGAGACGCUUUAGUGAUAGCUUUGUAAUGCAUUACUGCACAUGCCUGCACCUGAAGGAGGUCACCUUUUGGAGCUGAAAUGGAGUUGGUCUCAUUCUUUGAUCAAAAUGCAAAGCUUUUGAUAAACCGGACCUGUCACUAUGGCGUAAUACCACUUAUGUGUAGUGUCCUGAGACUGUGUGUCAACAAUGGUAGCAGCAUAAGAGAAGACAAUGAGACUGGCCCUGUGAGGCGCUUCUCUGAGCUGGGCCUGAAAAAGGCACCAAUGCUCAACGAGAUCCUUCUCCAUAAACACAUUACUAACGGUUUGAUUUUGUGCUGCAGUCAGUUCCCAGUAAAAAAAAAAAAAUGAAUAACAAUUUUCUCCUGCAGAAAAAUGGAUGAGCAGUUUUUUUAUGCAAACACACUGUAGUAUUACCGAUCAGUACAAUGUGUGAUUGAAAAUUAUUUAUUGAAGCAAAAAAGGUUUGUGUAAAUAAGUAGUAGCUGCAGGUGAAGUUCAUGUUUUAAAGAGAGUUUUGUAUUCAUAGUGUUUAUCUGCACAGAGCUACGUGUGAUAAGGGAAACAUGUUUAUUAGGAGGAUUAUUAUUGAAAAUUACAAAUAUGCUGGCACUGAAAUAAACUGCCUUUUGGUGUGUUGUGUUUCGAAUGGGAUAAGAGGAUGGCGGUGAACAUGGACCAAACAGAUGGAAGAUGGGGAACGAGGAAGGAUUUUGAUAACAGCUGUUUUCAUGAGGGCAACAAUCGAGACCGUCUCCUCAGAGAAACCUGGCCACAAUACAGGACUACAGACUGUUGUAUUGUAACAUGAUGUCUAAAAUUAACAACCUUUCUUCUGUCUGUGAUGCCGUUAGGAAAAACUAAAACCAUUUGGCAUUUCCAGUGUGCAUUAUGACUGUUUUGAAGCCUAUUUACACUGACUCCUCUCUCUCUAGCAGUGGUGUCUGUGUGUGCCAGUAUAUCACAGUAUGUGCUAAGGAUGACUGUGCCGUGAGUCACAUAUUUUAGCAGGUGUUAUGUAAUAUGACAGAUGCAUCUAUGGGUAGGAUUUCUGCGACACGACGCUUGCGGGUAGGCAUCGGUGUACGUGAAGCUGUCGACUGCAGCGGCGGCACGAGACCCACUGUAAGCUGUGGACUGUGAGCACAUUUGUAAACACACCUGAUGAUGAAUACAAUGACAAAGACAACUACAUCUAUAUUCUCUCAA